This is a messenger RNA of Capronia epimyces CBS 606.96, 312 nucleotides long. RefSeq lists its product as uncharacterized. Gene Ontology annotation, biological process: vacuole fusion, non-autophagic. The record is from RefSeq and is a predicted model, not a curated record. Gene Ontology annotation, molecular function: endopeptidase inhibitor activity. The transcript has 2 exons. The coding region runs from base 1 to 312 and encodes 103 amino acids. Lineage: Eukaryota; Fungi; Ascomycota; Eurotiomycetes; Chaetothyriales; Herpotrichiellaceae.
AUGCGUUUCCAUCUCGGUCUCGUCUUAUUAGGCUUGGUUGCCUCGGUCCUCGCUCUCCCUGCGCUGCAGAAGCCUGUCAUUGUGCAAUACCCCGAUGACACUCCAUCCUCCGUCAUCGAAAAGGCCAUCGAAGAGAUCAAGAAAGAUGGAGGCAUCAUCACCCACGAAUACUCCUUGAUCAAGGGGUUUGCCGCCAGAGUCUCUGAAGUUACGCUCACUAAAAUCAGCACCAUGGCCGAUGCCUACGUUCCAUACAUCGAAAAUGACUACGUCGUCCAUGUUGAUGGAUCGACAACCACCGAUGACCAGUGA